Dermochelys coriacea (leatherback sea turtle) is the source of this 3343-nucleotide messenger RNA. RefSeq names its product acyl-CoA-binding domain-containing protein 6-like. Bases 202 to 1722 code for a protein of 506 amino acids. NCBI's taxonomy places the organism in Eukaryota, Metazoa, Chordata, Testudines, Dermochelyidae. Gene Ontology annotation, molecular function: protein binding. The record is from RefSeq and is a predicted model, not a curated record. The transcript is spliced from 19 exons.
AGGCUGCAUCAGAUAAAUAACGUAAAGGUGUGCACGGCUCUCUGUGUACCUUUGUGUCAUAGCAACUGCCAUCAAUGUAGGUAAAGAAUGAACUGGAGCUGAAUAAAUUAGACGAGAGAUUAAUUUCUAGCAGCGUACUUAACCUACAGAACAGUCAUUAUCUCCUACACGAGUGCAAGAAACACACACAACAGUUCAAAGAUGGCAUUAGCAAGUGGACAUUGGAUUAGAAAAGAGGUAAUUGGAGACUCUCCAAGCCCUAGGCAUGGACAUGCAUUGACAAUGGCAGGCAACAUAGCAUUUGUAUUUGGAGGCUGUUCCAUUUAUAAUACCUUUGAUGAUCAGCAAACAUAUUUCAAUGACUUCCACAUGUUGACAAUUACUCUUACUGAUUUGACUUGGGAAAGGAUACCUCAUGAUGGACAUAUUCCUUGUGCCAGAGAAGGUCAUACACUUUGUGUAGUAAGAGGGAAGAUAUAUUUAUUUGGAGGGUGUUCAACCCAGGAUGCUAAAGAAUGUCUUCCAGGAGUCUACAGCUUUAAUCUUAGUUCUUUAACAUGGCAGAAGGUAAAAACCAAUGGCAUUGCACCUCAGACCCUCAGACACAGUUCAGCAGUAGUAGGAGAAAAUAUCUAUGUCUAUGGUGGAGUUCAUUAUGGAAAAGCUGUUGAUGACCUGUAUAUGUUCAGUACUGUAUCUCUCAGCUGGAUCCCAGUCAAAACCACUGGUUCAGGACCUGGUGCAAGGUCAGGCCAUGCUUUUGCAACAGUUGGACAAGUAAUAUACAUGUUUGGUGGUUGUUCGGGUGAAAAUACUUACUGCACUGAUGUGCAUGCAUUGGAUACAGGUUUGUUAACCUGGCAGCAGUGUGAAGUCAAGGGAGUGAUACCCAGUGGAAGGACACGUCACACAUUUACAGCACACCAUGACAAGGAUAUCUAUUUGUUUGGAGGAAUAUAUGAGUCUAAAGAUGAUAAUAAAACACCAAAGAAUGAUGUAAUGAAAUUAAGCCUAGCAAAGAUGAAAUGGAAGAUGCCACUUUAUGUAGGGAUCCCCCCCGCUUGCAGACACAGCCAUGUAGCAUUUAUUCUUCAUAGCCAUCUCUAUAUCUUUGGUGGCAUGAAUGAGGAAGAAGAACUCAAUGAUAUAAUGGGGAUGAAAUUGAUAAACCCUUCAGAUAGACAACCAAUAAUGAAGGAGAUUCUCUCAGAAUUUGGAAUCCAGGGAGUAAGCAGCAGGUUUACUCCCACCAAAAUACCCAAAGUGAAAUAUGAAUUAAUGGCAUCGUCUUUACCUGUCAGAAUGGAGUCCCCACCUGCAAUCCCAGCAGCUCAACUCAGAGAUUUCAUUUCUGUGCGUAACCAAGCAAUGGACAUGAUCACAAGGGCCUUUGACUUGCUUGACUUGGAGUUUCAAAAGCUAGACACUGAGAAAGCUGAAUUAGAUCAGGCCACAAUUGAUUUCCAACAAGAAAAGGAGGCUUACAAAAAGCAGUUCAGAUAUCAACAGCAGGAGCUGCAAGAGAUGCUAGAUAAGCACAAGGCCCAAAAUGAAGCCUGGCUCAAAGCCAGAGCAGAGGAAAAUGACAAGGAAAAAAAAGAAAUAUGUAAACUGAGGGAAGAGAUUCUUCAUGAUCAGGAGAGGCUAAAAGAAGAACAGCAAAAUGUUCAACAGCGCAAUCAGCAACUGCUUUCUAUUAUGCAACAGUUCAAAGGAAUGUGACCAGUCUGCUGAAUAAAACCUGAACCACAUGAUCAGGAUCAUAGCAACAAUACAACCCUACUUGAACAACUGAGCUCUUAUAUACUAAUAUAAAAAAGAUCCAGUUACUGUGCAUGUUGAAGGACCAUAUUCAGUUAGUGUGAAAAAGAGUUUAAUCUCCCUAGGUUUCUCAUGAGCACUGGAAUGAUAUCUCAAUUAAAUUUCCACCCACUACCUUUCCUGCAUUUUCCAUUUUGAUUCAAUGUUCUUUCAGAUUUUUAAGGAGAUUUUAAGGAGAUUUUUAAUCUUCUUGCCUUGUUGAGCUUAAAAAAGAAGAAAAGGCAGAACACUAUGGCUGCCCCUAUGAAAGCUAGACCCGCAGAGUUUUAUUUCAGGGUCAUGCGGAUAAGAUUAGGAUGUCAUUCAUAUAUCAGCAAAAAGAACAGCGCAGUUGUCAAGUAGGGGACAUUCUUGUUUUUUUAAAAAAAAGUUAAAUAUUUUGUAACAGUGGGAAAGAAGACAGAAACCACAACUAGGAUAAUAUGGUUAUAUUUUAUGGCCAGAUUCUGCUUACAGUUAAACUGGUGUAACCAAAGAACAAGUCCAUUCACUGAAAUGGAGUUACAUUCAAUUCAUACAGGGGGAAACUAAGAACAGAAUUUUGAAACUGAGUUUUGCAUUGGAGGGACCAAAUAUGGACCAUGUUUAAACAGCUUUCAAUGAUAAGGCAAAAAAUCAUGUUUGUUGUGUGUGGAAGAAUUGUCAAAGGUUUUAGGCAUUUUGUUUUCAACUUGAUUCAUGAAAAGGAAAGUUAUUUCAGUCAUCUGCUUCUCUGUAUUAAACUGUUUCUCCUUUUUAAAUUUCAAUGGGCUGCUUUAUACCAUCAAUUUCAGGCAGAAUUCACUGGUGUUUGAAAUCAGUGGGAGUUCUGCUGAAAAAUUGCUGGCACUAUAUUAUCCCACAUCUUAAAAAUCAUUUUUUCAACAGACAAAUUGUCAGUGUUGUAGCAGGAAAAAUUGGAAAUAUUAUACCAUAUUAGUAACAUUCACAGCCAAUUUCAGAGGGAAUGUAGAAGUUAGCCUCUUUACACUCAUGCUGUAGUACAUUCAUGCCCAAAGCAUAAGUGACUUUAAGAUGGUACAAUUUAAACACUGUGAAGAAAGGAAAUGUGAGUAAAAGUAGGGGAGAAGUCGUACUUGAACUUACGCAUUCUUACAUCCUCCUGUUAGUUGGUUUUCUUGGUAGACUUCUGUAUGGUCCCCUUGGCAUGAGAGUAUCAACUCAGGCCUGGUCUACACUAGAAAAUUAGGUCAGUUUAACUACAUCAGUUAGGGGUAUGAAAAGUCCACACCUUUGAGUGGCAUUAUUAAGCCAACAUAUGUCUUUGUGUAGCCAGCACUAGGUCAACAGAAGAAUUCUUCAGUCGAGCAAGUUAUUCUCUCUUGAGCAUAGGUACUGGAACUAGAGGUGCUGGGGGUGAUGCCAUGCCCCCUUGUUUGAAGCAGGGCUGGAUUACCCAAUAGGCACACUAAGCACAAGCUUAGAGCACCAGCAAAGCAGGGGGCACCAAAAAAAAAGAGGUUUUGGGGUUUUUUUAGUUUGAUAUUUCAAAAAAAGCAUCAAAGUAGUCAUCAUGGGAAAA